AAUCAUACUCUGGGAAUACUAGCUGCUCUGCUCUGCUGUGCUGUGCUGCUAGGGUUUAGGCGGCGGCGGCGGCGGCGGCGGCUGCGGCUUUCCGAUUCCAAUCCAACAAGAAGAAGAUUCGGAGAGAUUGCCGGCCAUGUCUUCCACCGGUCGCCCCUACGGCCGUCGCGGCGGCGCCGCUCCCUCCUACGUGCCGCGCCCCCGCGCACCCAACCCCUCGCCAUCCGCUCCCGCUCCCGCACGGCCGCCGCAGCAACUGCGUAAACCGGUGUUCACCACCGUGGAGCGGCUGCGGCCCCAGAGCCACGGCCACACCCUCACCGCCCGCGUCCUCUCCGCCCGCAUCAUCCUCGACAACCCUCCUCCCCGCGCUCGUCUCGCUGAGUGCCUCGUCGGCGACAACACCGGCACCGUCCUCUUCACCGCCCGCAACCAACAAGUUGACUUGGUGAAGCCAGGCACCACGGUCAUCUUCCGCAAUGCCAAGAUUGACAUGUUCAAGGGGACCAUGAGGCUGGCAGUUGACAAAUGGGGCCGGAUCGAGGUGACGGACCCUGCCAGCUUUCAAGUUAAGGAAGACAACAACGUGUCGCUGGUCGAGUAUGAGCUGGUGGAUGUCGUCGACGAGGAUUGACUACUUAGACUUUGAUUGGCUCUCGGGCUGUGGACAUAGAUUUUUGAUGCAGCGGUAGCAGUAGGUUCAUCUUAUCCUGGAAAGCUAUUGAAAAGAUUUGGAGCUGGUUAUUACUUAUGUACAGGGGAAGGUUCAACUGAUGCUUUUGUGCAAGACCUGUUCUAUCAUUAGGUUUGGUUUAUGAAAUGUGUUGAUGUUGCCGGUGGUACCUAAAUCUAAAUGUUGGCAAGCCUAGUGGACUUGUUUCUGUCAAUUUAAUGGUAUGGAGUUGGAUCUUGUGUCGCUGAUGGUUCUACAUAUACGAUGAAGAAUAUUUCUGGGAUGUCUUA
This is a messenger RNA of Oryza sativa Japonica Group (Japanese rice), 963 nucleotides long. RefSeq lists its product as uncharacterized. The record is from RefSeq and is a predicted model, not a curated record. NCBI's taxonomy places the organism in Eukaryota, Viridiplantae, Streptophyta, Magnoliopsida, Poales, Poaceae.